Molecule: messenger RNA, 3321 nt
Organism: Heterostelium album PN500
Lineage: Eukaryota; Evosea; Eumycetozoa; Acytosteliales; Acytosteliaceae
Product: Putative nuclease
Exons: 2
Coding region: 1-3321 (1106 amino acids)
Molecular function (GO): protein binding
Source: RefSeq, a predicted model, not a curated record
AUGCUCGAAUCCAACUUAAAUCAUACUUUACACAAUUCCACCGAUACAUCCGAUCUCACCGUCCAGGAUUUCGAAAUCGUCCAAUCAAAGACCAACGAUCUCGUCUCGAUUCAAUAUUUCUGUAAUAAAUCCGGUGAGCCUGUCUACUUCCCCGAUCGUACUCUGGCAACUCUGUUCCAAGUGAAUCUCUCUACAUUGCGUGGUCGUUUCAAUCGUCUCACCAAAAAGUAUGUUGGUUACCGUCUGCUCAUCAGCGAAAAGUCAAAGUCACGUAUGACUUCGCUUCACUUUAUAAAUUGGGACAACGCUGGACAACAACUGGCAAGUGCCGCCGCUGCCGUCUCCUCGGCCACCGGUGGUAACCACUCACCGAUCAUCGCCAGUGACUCAACCAGCUCGUCCUCGCUUGGAAGCAGCGGAAACCGAGUUCCUGCUGCCGCCGCUCCUGGAACACCGGUUGCCUCACAACAGCUGGACGACGACCUCUCCAACAACUACUCGACAUCGCUCCACGGACUGGUUGCACUCAACCACAUCACCCUUGUAAAUUAUGCAUUAUCCGAGUGGAUCGCUCACAACCACGAGCGUCUCGGUACUUCACUGCGUGAGAUCGAAGCAAACUUGAGUCGUGCACAACUGACAUACACACGUCAAGGUGAUGUCAUUGUACUCCAACAACGAAAAUACCAACCUGGAUGCAAUCCAUCGAUCGCCAACUCCUCAUCCAGUUCCACAUACUCACCGAAACUGUCGGCACUGUCAUUCUUGGCUUCGUCAUCUUCAGCGUCGUCAUCACACGCCGCAUCUUCCUUCAACAACAGCAGUGCUCCUGUCACACCAAGAACCACUACUAACGCCAACACCACCAAUACAACUACCAUCAACCUCAACAAUCCAAUUCUAUUCAAUGGACAACAAAUCAAUCCAACCUCACCAGACUCCUCCUGCAAUACCUAUUCACUUGCUUCGUUCAUCAGUGACAUUGCUUCACAACAUCAUCAUCACCAACAACAACAACCAACACCCUCACAGUUGUUCACUAAAUAUCAAAUGGUAACACCAAACCCCAACUCUGCUGCAUCACCUUCGUUGACAUCGACUUUCCGUACAUUAUCUCCCCCAUUCCCCAAUUCGACAACCUUGAUGUACGACCGUCAUUUCUAUGAAACCGUCUCGCCAAGUCCAUCGUUCGGAAGCACAGUUGUUUCGCCAAGCGGUACACCAACCAAUGGCAAUCCAAUUCAUCACCAACAACACCACAAUAAUCACCAUCACCUCCUCCACAACCAAAAUGUCGACAUCGCAUCGCUUCUCUCACCAAAUUCCUCCAAGAAAAGAACAAGUCUCGACUAUACUUCAAUCAACAACAACAAUCCAGCCAACAAUGGAUAUUCAUUCUCCUCGGAUGGCAGUGACAGUGAAGUUUCUUCGCCAUCGAUGCCACUGAAGCGUGCCAAGCAAGAUAGUCCAAACCAUAACUUUAACUCCAACAACAACAACGCAAGCCAUAACACUGUUAUCAAAUGUAAACUAUACGACCAAGAAUCCUACAAGAAAGUCGACAUCUCACUCUACAAUGGAUUCAUUCCACUGCGUGAAACCCUCUCUGCAAUGUUUUCAAUUGGUCACUCCUUUGUCAUCUGCUAUCAAGAUUCCGAGAACGACAUCAUCGAAAUCAACGACCAAGAGGACGACUGGUUCGACUUUUAUAGUAUUCCAGUAUGGAAACCAGCUUCUUCUUGUACAGAAAAUCAGCCAUGCUAUUUUGACGAAAUUUCGAAUUGGGAGAAUAAUUUGGCGCCGUGGUUGGACACCAAUUCAGAUGCACAGAUGGGAUCGACAGCACAACAACAAUAUAUUAUUAUAAAUCAAACAUUACAGCUUGGCGGUAUCAACAUUGGAGGACCUGUCAAUUUAGUUAUCAAUGGACAAGUUUCAUUCUCUAGACUAGCUCAAUUGAAUCAAGUCAGAAUAACUGCCAUUCCCGACCCGAACAAUCCUCUGUUUUUCAAUGGUGGUGUCAGUGCGACAGCAUCGACAAUCAUAGCAACUUCUAUCUCACUAGCUGGAACAUCAACUAUAUCAACAUUAUCGGGUUCAUUUGUUGUUGUUCUGGGUAACCUAACAGUGACCAACACACUCUUGGUCACCGAUAUUCUUAAUCUCUACCCACAAUCCAAUCUUGGCUUACAAUGCCAAUAUGUAAAUAUUUCAAAUAUAGAUCAAGCCGACCAAUCUAUAUUAUCAAUCCAAACACCAAAUCUAAGUGUUGGUGUCAUCAACUCCUUUGGCCAAGUAAGCAUAACCGAUUCUCCCAAUGUAGUGGUAGCCAAUUCAUCACACCUUUCCACGCUUGUAAUGAGUGGAAAUACACAGAUUAAUUUCACUGAUUCCGAAAUCCUUGAUAUCAGAACCAGUGGUUCCCAGCCAAUUACAUUAACACUCGUUGGAAUGUCAUCGAUUGGAUCUCUUUCGUCAUCGCCAUUGGAGAAUAUCCAUAUAUUUGUAACCGCCGAUUCAGUGUUACAAAUGAGCUCAGGUGUAUCUCUAUCCACCAACACCUCCAGUAUUACAAUGGACGGAGCAACAGCAUACCUCAACAAACUAUCAUCGAAAUCAAUUCAUUUAAACAACCAAGCUAGUUUAGUUCCCCAGGGUAAUCAAUUGAUUGGUGAUCUCGUUAUAGACGGUGACUCGAAAUUCGUAAACAUUCUACAAAACGAUACUUACAACGUCGAUGGAUCGAUCUUUGUCAACAAAGGAAUGUUGUUGGCAUACGCUGGCACAAUGGUUGGUAAAUCAAUAACCGUAGGUAAUGGUACCUUCAAUUUGAACUUGAAUGGUUUGAUUAGUGUUGGAGAUUCGCUGAAUUUGACAUCCGAGUCGACUCUGCUCAUCCAACAGCAACAAAACACCACCGACAUAACCGAACCUUAUAUCUUUGCCGAAACAGUGAUUCUCGACGGUUCAGUUCAAUUUGAAUUCGCUAGCCAAUUGAACGCCGACCAAGAGUAUUGCAUCAUCCAAGCAAAGGUAGCUUCACUCGGCAAGAAUCUCAAACUCUCUAUCGCUUCACCUCAGAACCCUACUUUUGCACCUGAGGACUACAGUAGCUUCAAGCUCAGUGUUGUCAAAUCAAAAACAGACUCAUCCUACAAAGAUUGUGUUAUGCUCACCACAAAGUCACAAAGCGAUAACAAUGAUGACGGUGGACUAAGUGCUUGGAAGAUUGCAGUGAUAGUUGUUGGUGGUGUUUUAUUUGUUGCUCUUUUAACAGGUUUAAUUAUUUUCAUUUACAAAAAAAGAAAAAUAUCAAAAUAA